CUCCAAUCAGUUGGAGUGCAAGCAUAUGUGAGCAAACAUUUUCUCCGGACUAUCGCUGAGGAAGAAAAUUUGUUAAGAGAUGGAAACCCAUAACAAGAAAAUUAUCAUAUAUUUUGCCAUUUUUUCAAUCAUUGUCGGACAAGUUGAACCAAAUUUAUGCAAGUACCGCAGAUUUUUUGGCCAGACAAAUGCGGAAAUCGUGGAACUCGGAGAUACAAAUAUUCACGGGCUUGACUCGUUGGUCGUAUUGUGGGGCAGUGCCUUCACAAUUGACAGCAGCGGAUAUCUGAUCGGUUGGUAUUACCACCAAACAAAGAUUUCAAGUUUGUUCUUGGAUGUUUGGGAAGUUACACCUGCGGCAUCCAAAUCUGGACUACCAGAUACAUUCAUUCUCAAGCGAAAGCAAGGUUUCAAUACGACUGUGCCUGGCGAUAACACGCAGUAUAUCAGCUACAAAGUCAAGGUUCAUCCUGGGUAUGUGCUUGGAGUCCACAAUGCACCUGGCAAAAAGUUGUUCAUUCCUGUAAGACAUUUCAUUCCCGAUACAGAUGUAGAAUGCACGAUCGUUGACGGUAUAAACGACGCGAGUUUAGCUAGUCUAGGCAACAGCAUCGCGAAGGUCCGGUGGGCUGAAGAAGGUCGAAUUGAGGCCUUCGGAGCGCAUGUUCUCGUUCACGACUUCUCAGAUGCAUGCGUUCAGGCAUUCGUCUUGUCCCCCAUCACGACCUUCAAUGCGUUUGAAUACUCGAGAUACUACGAUGUGGAUUCAGAGGACUGCAGUCUUUAUUGUCUGCAGAAAAGCACUCGAUGUAUGAACUUUAGCUACAAGGAGCUGGGCGGCGAGUGUCGGCUCUUUUCCGUAAUGCUGCCUGCUAAUCAUGGUCAUUUAAAGAUCACGAUGGAUGCAUCUGAAGAGCUUUACAUUGCCGAAGAGUGAUCCAGCAUCAUGAAGAAAACGUCUUGGGGCGACAUACCCGUCGGACAAAGUAUCUGAUCACUGUCAAUGCGACGGAGGAACAAAAAUCCCAUCUGGUCAUCGCAGCUGCCGAAGACAAGAUUUAGCAUCGCGCGCAACUAGCGAUGAUCGGCUUUGUUGCAGCUUUGCCCGCAGACAAGUGAUCUUUUUAUCGCCCACCGCCGUGGUAAUAUCGUCACACGUCGCUGCGAUAAAAAUCACCUGUCUGCGGUGCGUUAAUAGUUAGUAUCUCGGCGUGAAAGGUUAGUUACUGACUGUGUACCGUCCUAAUGUCAUGAUAUUGGCAACACUAAAAGCCU
Molecule: messenger RNA, 1275 nt
Organism: Lineus longissimus
Lineage: Eukaryota; Metazoa; Nemertea; Pilidiophora; Heteronemertea; Lineidae
Exons: 3
Coding region: 80-937 (285 amino acids)
Source: RefSeq, a predicted model, not a curated record